Messenger RNA from Aplosporella prunicola CBS 121167, 1864 nucleotides. RefSeq lists its product as uncharacterized. Gene Ontology annotation, cellular component: membrane. Bases 82 to 1728 code for a protein of 548 amino acids. Gene Ontology annotation, molecular function: transmembrane transporter activity. The record is from RefSeq and is a predicted model, not a curated record. The transcript has 9 exons. Lineage: Eukaryota; Fungi; Ascomycota; Dothideomycetes; Botryosphaeriales; Aplosporellaceae. Gene Ontology annotation, biological process: transmembrane transport.
CGGGGACCCUUAAAAUCUUUAGAUCCUGCACUCAAUUUACGAGUUUACAUUCGAGACCCGUCUGCUUCAACAACCAAAGCCAUGUCGGAACUUCAUGAGCUGGAUAGCAAAGAUGGAGUGCACGAAUCGCAACGCGAUAUUUCGCGCGAAGACGGCAGAGGAGGUGUGGACGAAGACCGGGAAAUCCUCGCUCGUCUGGGAAAGAAGCAGGUGUUGAAGCGUGACUUUGGCUUCUUGUCUAUGCUGGGUUUUGCUUUGACGGUUUUAGCUACCUGGGAGGGUUUAUUGACAACCUUCAGCCAAGGAUUACAGAACGGUGGGCCGAGUGGACUUGUCUACGGCUACAUUAUCGUCUGGGUCGCAACUAUGUCCUCAUUUAGCGUUAUUGCGGAAUUGUCUUCAAUCGCGCCAACAGCGGGAGGUCAAUAUUAUUGGGUAGCGGUUUUGGCUCCAGCUUCCUCUAAGAAGUUUUACAGUUAUAUCACUGGGUGGUUAACUACAAUUGCUUGGGUUGCAGCCACGGCCUCAGGUGGCUACCUCACCGGCACAAUUAUUCAAGGUUUGAUUGUCCUGAACAACAUGGAUUCAUACGUUGCCGAGGGUUGGCACGGCACCCUCCUGUUCUGGGCCUGCGUCUUCGUUGCUCUGUUCGUCAACACCGUCAUUGGCCGAUUGCUGCCGGCGAUCGAAAGUUUGAUGCUGGUAUUGCACGUACUCGGAUUCUUCGCGAUUCUGAUCCCGCUCGUCUACAUGUCUGAAUCGGGGUCGGCCGAGUCUGUCUUCAACACUUUCUUGAACGAAGGCGGUUGGCCUACUCAAGGUCUUUCAUUUUGCGUCGGGAUGAUGGGUUGUGUCUAUUCUUUUGCCGGAGCCGAUGCCGCUGUUCACAUGUCCGAAGAAAUUGUCAAGCCGGCAACGAACGUACCUCGCUGUAUCGCAACUAGUGUCAUCAUCAACGGAGCCCUCGGAUUCGGCAUGCUCCUUGCUCUUCUAUUUUCCAUUGGAGACGUUGACGCGGCAUUGAACACGCCGACCGGUUAUCCCAUGAUCGAAAUCUUUCAGCAAGGCGUUAAGUCCAACGCAGGAGCUUCUGUAAUGGCAUCUAUUGCAGUGGUGCUCGCACUGGCGUCAACAACGGGAUUUAUUGCUACUGCGUCUCGUUUGACAUGGGCAUUUGCUCGUGACAACGGUUUGCCGUUCUCACGAUGGCUUAGCAAGGUCGAGAAGAGAACCCUUAUUCCGAUCAACGCGAUCAUAGUCGUCACGGUAUUGCCUUGCCUCCUCGCUCUGAUUAACAUCGGUUCCUCGACCGUUUUCAACGACGUCAUCUCCCUUGCCGUCAGUGGAUUCUACGCGUCCUACCUCGUCCCAUCCGCCCUUCUUCUCUGGCGCCGCAUGACGGGCGGCAUCGCCAACGCCACCACCGGCUCUGGCAUGCACGCCAUCGACCUAACGGAUCCUGAACGCCCGCAACUCGCCUGGGGCCCGUGGCGCAUUCCCGGCAUUCUAGGCACUUUGAAUAACGCUUUCGCUUGCCUGUGGAUGAUCUUCCUCGUCUUUUUCAGCUUUUGGCCUCCUGCAGUCAACCCAUCCGCCGCGGACAUGAACUACGCCGUACUAGUAACUGGAGCUGUUAUUAUUUUUAGUAUCUUCUACUAUCUCGUCUGGGGACAUAAGACUUACCGCGGACCUCUUGUGGAAAUUGAAGUUUCAGGAGGCAGAUCGUGAGAGGCUUGAUACAUAGGCCAGGAGUUCCGGGUUGCUGAUUAUUUAGAUUUUUGUUGCAUGGUUUGGCGUUGGAAUUACCCUUCUAUGGAUAAAGAAAUUAAUACCAGUGGAAUUCUGGUUUGGUUGUAAUUAGGCC